Messenger RNA from Hordeum vulgare subsp. vulgare (domesticated barley), 1531 nucleotides. RefSeq lists its product as uncharacterized. Bases 1149 to 1514 code for a protein of 121 amino acids. The transcript has 3 exons. The record is from RefSeq and is a predicted model, not a curated record. Lineage: Eukaryota; Viridiplantae; Streptophyta; Magnoliopsida; Poales; Poaceae.
CUUUUGAUUUAUCAUGCAUACAUGUGGUUCAGAUUUAUCUGCUGCCUGCCAUGCUCUUCUAUUCGUAUUUAGUUUGGUCAGACUUGUGGUUCCUCGACGGCCAUGGCUAUCUAAUCUAUCUCAGCUUCCUCGAUUAGGCGUAGUCAACGUACUAGUGUAAUGGUCCUCACGUUUUCUGUGUUGAGUAAGGUGUGAACAAAAUUUAGGAUAUAUCCCACAGUAAUACUUUGUUUCCAGGUUUUAAUAAUUAGGCAUUUCCUCAUUAUUACUUGAGUUCUUCUUGCGGUGCAUUACCAAAUUUAGAGGUAGGCAAGGAUCUUGUCCUAAUUAUUCGCAAUUUUUCAAGAUUUAGGUGUCCAGGCUUGUGCUAAUUGAUUCUUCUAUUUGGUAUGAUAGCAUAUUUUCCACUUUUGCUGCAAGUGAAAAAUAUGGGGAGAUAUGAGGAUCAUGUCUUGGUAGUGGUUGCUGACUUGCUGUCAUAUUUUGGUAGCAAAUAUUGAUGCCAAAAUGUAUCAAUUUUCAGUGUAGAUGAAUGGUGUUAUAGGGAAAGUUAAUCUGAAUGUUUGCUUGGGAUCCUUGGCUGAAAGGCUGAAACUGGCUCCGAAGCCUUAAAACUCAAUUCGUAUGAAUAAUUGGCAAGAGUAGGAAGGAUUUGGCAAUAACUAGUACACAUUGCGUUAUGUUAGCAAGCACCCUGAGUCUCGGAAUGCCAUUGGCUGUUUGUUUGUUGUUAGGUUCAGAACAACAACACAUAAUGAUGAUCACAUUAGCUUUUUUCAACACUCAAAUCAACUUCAAGGUUAUAAAAUCUUCUUUUACCAUUACAUACAUAUGCACCAUGAUGGUCGAUGUCAUGUUUGUUUGCUCAUGCAUGCACAAAUGGUUAGCAACUUGAUGAUGCUAGCUACUUUAACUUUGGGUCUAUUUAAUUCAUACCAUCAUGUUUGCUUGCUCCUAUUGCAUCAUGGAUUGGAUGGAAUGAAUGGUGUUUCACUUUGUACCUUACCUAAAUCCUACUCUGUAUGACCCCCUAAUUUAUGUAUUGCUCGAUUUGUUGCAGCAGACGCCCUCCAUUGAUGUCCGGGACACCACAUAGCUGGAUCUGAGUAGACCCUGGCCUGGACGACAACAUUGACCAUGAUGAUGCCAUGUGCAAGUUUAAGAGGAAGACCAGGGAGCCCAAGUGGGGGAACGUCACUGUUGAACCGGUUGUCCGUGAAGGAGAUCAUGUCUUUGACAUUGCACAAUCAUUGGCGACCGAGGAAGGCAUGUUGCUGUUUUGUUUGUUCCCAGUUCUGACUAUGGUCGCCCAACGAGUCCGGCAUGUUUUUCAUCUGACUAUGGUCAUCCAGCAAGUUCGGCAUGUUGUGCAUGACAGGAUCUUGUUAUUGCUAUUGAAGGAGCUUGUAGAGCUUGUACAACAGUACUGUACUACACUUGUAGAGCUGGUUACACUUGUAGAGCUUGUUGGUGUGAUUGAUAUUGUAUUACGUGAUCUGGUUGCUCUUAUUUGAAGUAUUAUGUGUGUUUU